Molecule: messenger RNA, 438 nt
Organism: Protopolystoma xenopodis
Lineage: Eukaryota; Metazoa; Platyhelminthes; Monogenea; Polystomatidea; Polystomatidae
Source: the annotation of a GenBank genome assembly
AUGUCUUCCAAUCCAGCAACGAACGUGCCUUUACCGAAAUCCUAUCCUGUGACAAAGACAAUGAAUAAGAAUGGCUUUUCGGUGAAAGUCGACGAAGGCCAUGCUCAUUUAAAUUCCGAUCUCCCAGGUUCGUGGGAGCACUUUGAUACUGGACCUUAUAUGGAACGUUUAGCUUCGUUGCGCAAACAACUUGGAAUGGAGGUUGAUGCCGAUCAUGAGGGAAAAACGGAGGAAGAGGAAUUAAACUCUAGUAUCAUAAAAGAUCCUCGACUUGAGGCUACUCUUAGAGAAUCAGGACGACCAGAAGUGGAUUUGCCUGCCCUCAUCUUAACUGAGCCGAAAAUGGGCACCGUUAGUAGGGAAAUUGAACAUCAAGUUGAUAACAAAGUAGAAGACAACACUUUUCACCAGUCUGCAGACGCAACACAAGAAGACUGA